AGUCAAAAAGGAAAACGGUAAACGGCAUGCAUAGCUUUGCCUCCGCACUCUCUAAUCUCUAGGGUCGGACGUUAUGACCUGUCCUGCUUUGAUAAAUCUUUUCUAUAUUUCGUUUAUUUCGCAUACUUCCCUACUUAUUUCAAAUGCACUAAUGCGAAAAACAUUAUUUUUUCAAAUCAAACGGUCAAGUGUGCUUCUAAUGAAAUCUCCGAAAAGGUCUAUACUCCUCAUACAUUUCUGCAGUCGGCAAAAAAGGAGGCACAUACUCGUAGAAAUUUUUCAUCGCUGUGUAUAUGGAUUUGUAAAUGGUUUCCGAAAUAGUUAUGAAUCUUAUACUGGCUUUAACCACGGCUCUGCACCUAGUUUUGGUGGUAUUGGCGCACAAUCCGCUAUCAACUCGUGGCGAAAGCCUUUCUGAUGGCAUACGUCUGGUCAUGGAAAAGAGGUCGGGCGAUGUGGUACACAUUCGUCCAGCUCGGGGCACACUGGAGGCCGAAACAGUCGCAUCCACAACAAAUAGUGACACCCACCGCACCAGGAACAAUCGUAAGCCGAACAAGCCUCAAGAGCACUCUCAGCAGGUUGGGGCCCACAAGUCGGGAUCUAGAAAACUAGUGGUUGCGGAAAAUGGCGGGGCACUGUCAUCACAACUACCACAACCAAAUCACAAGCAAGGCCACAAGAACACUGAUAAGCAACAACGAGGAGGGGGAUCCAAGCAGCAGCGAGGACAUAGCCAACAUCAUGGAGGAAAUAGGAAAGGGCCUAAGGCAGCGACUCCAGAGAAUGGAUCGACUUGCCGAUACGCAAAGAGCGCUUGGUCCAAUUGUGAUCACAAGACCAACAUGCGUUCACGAGUCCUGUCCCUAAGGAAAGGAGAGCAAAACUGCUUGCCCACGCGGACCAUACAAAAGAAGUGCAAGAAAGGCUGCCGCUAUGAAAAGGGUGAAUGGUCUCAAUGCGUCGGAGGACAAAUAACCAGAGAGGAUAAGUUGGAACCAGAGGCAACUGGCGGUAGUGAUCAAAACUGCAAUCCUGUGCGUACCGUCAGCAAGAAGUGUAAAGCAAAUGGCAAUUCCAGUGGAGGAAAACAACACGGCCAGAGUCGUCGAACAAAAGAGCAAAAGCAAAAGGAUAAGGGAGCCAGUCACAUUUCGUCUUGAUAAUGAAAAUUAUUUAUUUUAUACGUAUACGGAAGCAACAUUUUUAAUAUUAAAUAAGCGAUUUUUAAAUGCUAGCCCGUACGGACUACUUGAACAACAAUAAAGAAUUGGCCUUCUUAGGGCUAAAUG
Messenger RNA from Drosophila melanogaster (fruit fly), 1292 nucleotides. It is a transcript of the gene miple2, whose product is annotated as midkine and pleiotrophin 2. Gene Ontology annotation, molecular function: growth factor activity. Gene Ontology annotation, biological process: signal transduction. The transcript has 5 exons. The record is from RefSeq and is marked reviewed. Gene Ontology annotation, cellular component: extracellular region. The coding region runs from base 324 to 1163 and encodes 279 amino acids. NCBI's taxonomy places the organism in Eukaryota, Metazoa, Arthropoda, Insecta, Diptera, Drosophilidae.